Molecule: messenger RNA, 3647 nt
Organism: Onychostoma macrolepis
Lineage: Eukaryota; Metazoa; Chordata; Actinopteri; Cypriniformes; Cyprinidae
Product: zinc finger protein 658-like
Exons: 5
Coding region: 299-2452 (717 amino acids)
Biological process (GO): regulation of transcription by RNA polymerase II
Molecular function (GO): DNA-binding transcription factor activity; RNA polymerase II cis-regulatory region sequence-specific DNA binding
Source: RefSeq, a predicted model, not a curated record
UGAAUUACUGCAGAAACAUAAACUUUAACUGAUUUAUCUUUCAUUUUUGCAAAUCUGCUCUUCCUUCAGUGAAGCUCCUCCCACAACAAGCACACCUUCAGUGAAGCUCCUCCCACAACAAUCACACCUUCAGUGAAGCUCCUCCCACAACAAUCACACCUUCAGUGAAGCUCCUCCCACUGCAGUUCAGUAAUAAAUGCUGGAAUAUUCCCAUCAGUCUACAAGUGAAGACGAGCAUCAGAGCAUCAGGAAGAAGUGAAAUCUGCAGAGACAGAGUUUAUUGAAGGACAGAGAGAACAUGAGAGAUCCAGAACCCUGCAGAAUGAAACACACUGAAGAACAAACAGGUCUAAUGGAGGAGAAAAAACAUAAUGUCAAAACUGGAGAAAAAACUCAGACUGAAAGAGUUUCUUUACUGAAAAAAAGAGACAAGAAAAGUUUCACCUGCACUCAGUGUGGAAAGAGUUUCACAAACAAACAGAAUCUCAAUGUUCACAUGAGGAUCCACACUGGAGAGAAACCAUUCACAUGUGAUCAGUGCGGGAAGAGAUUCAUACAAUCAUCAUCCCUUAAGGACCACAUGAAGAUCCACACUGGAGAGAAACUGCAUGAAUGUGAUCAAUGUGGAAAAACAUUUUCGAGGACUUCAGAGCUGAAGAGUCACCUGAAAGAUCAUUCAAAGGAGAAACCACAUUCAUGUUCUUUCUGUGGAAAGAGUUUUUCACAACUGCAGAGUUUAAAACUACAUCAGAAGAUACACACUGGUGUGAGAGAUCAUAUGUGCUUUGAGUGUGAGAAGACUUUUAUUAGAGCUGAUCAAUUGAAACAGCACCAGAUGAUGCACACUGGAGAGAAACCUUACAAGUGUUCACACUGUGACAAGAGAUUCAGUCGGUCAGGAAAUCUGAAAAGACAUGAGAUGAUUCACACUGGAGAGAAACCUUUCACCUGCACUCAGUGUGGAAAGAGUUUCACAAACAAACAGCAUCUCAAUGUUCACAUGAGGAUCCACACUGGAGAGAAACCAUUCACAUGUGAUCAGUGCGGGACCAGUUUCAGACAAUCAACAUCCCUUAAGAACCACAUGAACAUCCACACUAGAGAGAAACUGCAUGAAUGUGAUCAAUGUGGAAAAACAUAUUUGUGGGCUUCAAACCUGAAGGAUCACCUGAAAGUUCACACGAAGGAGAAACCACAUUCAUGUUCUUUCUGUGGAAAGAGUUUUUCACAACUGAAAAGUUUAAGAGUACAUCAGAAGAUACACACUGGUGUGAGAGAUCAUAUGUGCUUUGAGUGUGAGAAGACUUUUAUUACAGCUCAACAUUUCAAACUGCACCAGAGGAUCCACACUGGAGAGAAACCUUACAAGUGUUCACACUGCGACAAGAGAUUCAGUCAGUCAGGAGACCUGAAAACACAUGAGAGGAUUCACACUGGAGAGAAACCGUAUCACUGCACUGCAUGCGGGAAGAGUUUCAGUCAUUCAUCUAAUCUACGGAGACACAUGAUCAUCCACACUGGAGAGAAACUGCAUGAAUGUGAUCAAUGCGGUAAAACAUUUUUGAGGGCUUCAGUCCUGAAGGAGCACCUGAACAUUCAUACGAAGGAGAAACCACAUUCAUGUUCUUUAUGUGGAAAGAGUUUUUCACAUCUGCAGAAUUUAAAACUACAUCAGAAGAUACACACUGGUGUGAGAGAUCAUAUGUGCUUUGAGUGUGAGAAGACUUUUAUUACAGCUGAUCAACUGAAACAGCACCAGAGGAUCCACACUGGAGAGAAACCUUACAAGUGUUCACACUGUGACAAGAGAUUCAGUCAGUCCGCACAUCAGAAAUCACAUGAGAGGAUUCACACUGGAGAGAAACCGUUCACCUGCACUCAGUGUGGAAAGAGUUUCACAAACAAACAGAAUCUCAAGAGACACAUGAGGAUCCACACUGGAGAGAAACCAUUCACAUGUGAUCAGUGCGGGAAGAAUUUCACACAAUCAUCAACCUUUAAGGAGCACAUGAACAUCCACACUGGAGAGAAACUGCAUGAAUGUGAUCAAUGUGGAAAAACUUUUUCAUGGGCUUCAAACCUGAAGGAUCACCUGAGAGUUCAUACGAAGGAGAAACCACAUUCAUGUUCUUUCUGUGGAAAGAGUUUUUCACAGCUGCAGAGUUUAAAACUACAUCAGAAGAUACACACUGGUGUGAGAGAUCAUAUGUGCUUUGAGUGUGAGAAGACUUUUAUUACAGCUUCACAUUUGAUACGGCACCAGAGGAUCCACACUGGAGAGAAACCUUACAAGUGUUCACACUGCGACAAGAGAUUCAGUCGGUCAGGAGACCUGAAAGCACAUGAGAGGAUCCACACUGGAGAGAAACCGUAUCACUGCACUGCAUGCGGGAAGAGUUUCAGUCAUUCAUCUUCUCUACGCAUGCAUAAAAUAAACAAUCACAUUAAGUAGUUUAUCUUCAGGUCCACUGCCUUCAAUGCUACACCGCAUCUCUUCCAUAUUAAUCUGUCAUAAGAUCAUCAUCUAAAUUAGUCACAGUGAAUAAAGUUCAUCUUCAAGACCAGCAGAUAUCUGUGAGAUUCAGAUCAGUUCAAAGAUGGAGUUCCUCCCCUAAGAACAAUAUCUAAAAUUGUAUUAUUGUGUACAAUUUUUCUUUAUUAUUCUUUAUUUCUAAAUUAUAUUGUUAUUCUUCAUUACAAGUAUCGUUUUAUGUUCAAAAUGUUCUUAAAUUCAUAUUUUUAAGAUUUUUACAGGUUCAAAAUGUUCUUCUUCACUAAGCAUUCGUGUGUAUGAUUGUUUCAAUGUUUGGAGCCAAAAACUAAAGGAUGAAUCUGUGACGGAAAUUAAUUAGACAUGCUGAUGCAAUUUUAAUGUUAUUUAUCAUUCUUUCUUUUUUGACAUUUAUGUUUGUCAAAUAAAAAAUAGUUUUAGUUACUUUACGUUUUUAAAUAGCCUAUAAUUGAAAAGGAUUGCUAACAAACUGUAAAGAUAAGUGUGUCAGUCAUGUCAGUGUGAGAAGUGUGUGUUUUCUUCAAUAGAGCUCUGUAUUGCUAAUGGAAAGCACUCAGACUCAGAAUAAAGUGAGAUGAUCUGCUGCUGAUCCUGAAUGACUUGUUUAAUGAGUGUUAACAGUCUGAGGCUCAUCAAUAAUAAUAGAGCUGCUGAAAAUCCUCUAGGCUAUAUUUGUUAAUAGCUCCUGUUUUCACCUCAUAUUAUGCAGAUCUCCUGUAAACUGUCAGUUAAAGUUAAUUUCAUUCUCAUUGUCAGACUUAAACUAUGCAGUUACUAUUAUGAUAUCUACAAGACACAAAUGUCCUAACAGCAUUUAUUUCAUCAUUAGUCUGUUAGACUUUAAGUCUGUUGGCAAAAAUGUGUGCAACAAUUUUAUAAUCAGUAUUUAACAAGGUUAUCAGAAGUAGAUUAUCUAUAUAUCUAGAGUUUUUUUUUUCAAGUUUAAUUCUUUUAAAUCAUCCAAAAAAAAUAUAUAAAAGUUAGAAGUUAACCCAUCAGGACCGGGUGAUUUAUUUAAUUUGAGGUUUUUCACAGCUAUAUUUGGCACUUUUUUUUAAUAAAGAAGAAUGAUGGAACAUUACAAAAAUAUAUUAACAAGUAAAUCCAGAUACACAAAAUAUAAUAGCAAUCUUAA